AUGAAGUUCACAGCUCUCAUCUGCACUCUCAUGGCUGCCGCGGCUGUGAAUGCUUCAGCAGUUCCUGAGAUCCAGGCCAGAGACACUUGCGGCGCUGGCUAUGGUGGUGAUCAACGACGUACAAACAGUCCUUGUCAAUCCUCCAACGGCGAUAGGCACUUCUGCGGUUGCGACAGGACCGGUGUGGUCCAGUGCCAGGGUGGCACCUGGAGAGAGAUUCGGGACUGCGGUAGCGGCACAUGCCACGGUGGCAACGACGGCGGAGCCGUUUGCUAG
This is a messenger RNA of Truncatella angustata, 276 nucleotides long. RefSeq lists its product as uncharacterized. The record is from RefSeq and is a predicted model, not a curated record. Bases 1 to 276 code for a protein of 91 amino acids. NCBI's taxonomy places the organism in Eukaryota, Fungi, Ascomycota, Sordariomycetes, Amphisphaeriales, Sporocadaceae. The transcript has 2 exons.